Punctularia strigosozonata HHB-11173 SS5 is the source of this 1157-nucleotide messenger RNA. RefSeq names its product 3-ketoacyl-CoA reductase. Gene Ontology annotation, cellular component: endoplasmic reticulum. The record is from RefSeq and is a predicted model, not a curated record. NCBI's taxonomy places the organism in Eukaryota, Fungi, Basidiomycota, Agaricomycetes, Corticiales, Punctulariaceae. Gene Ontology annotation, molecular function: ketoreductase activity. Gene Ontology annotation, biological process: fatty acid elongation. Bases 1 to 1011 code for a protein of 336 amino acids. The transcript has 12 exons.
AUGGACGCAGUGAUUGGGAGCGUUGCUUCGCACCCCGUUCUUUCGGCUACGCUCCUCGCCUUCGGAGCCGUCUCUUUUCUCCAAUUCGUGUUCAAGGCCUCGCAAGUCUUGGUGCAAACAUUUGUCCUACCAGGAGCUAGCUUAAAAAAGUUUGGGGCUGGGAAAGGGUCGUGGGCAGUUGUUACGGGCCCCACAUCAGGCAUUGGCCUUUCAUUUGCGCAACAAUUGGCCAAGGCUGGCUUCAACAUUGUUUUAUGUGCUCGUAACGAGGUCAAGCUGCAGGAAUUGGCAAAAGAGCUCGAGGCGUCACACCAAGUGCAAACUAUAUCCGUCGUGCUAGAUUUUGCCAAUCCCGACCAUCCUGGCUGGGAAACUCUGAAGGAGAAAGUGUCGCCUCUUGACGUAGGCGUCCUGGUCAACAAUGCAGGUCUUUCGCACCCGAUGCCGACCUACUUUGCCGAAGUACCCAACGAGGACCUGACGAACAUAGUGAAUGUCAAUUGCCUUGGCACGCUUCGAGCCACACGCGCCGUCGUCGGCGGGAUGGUCCAGCGAAAGCGCGGACUGAUCCUGUCGAUCGGGUCCUUCUCCGGUGCCAUUCCAAGCCCAAUGCUUGCCCCCUACUCUGCUUCGAAGGCCUUUGUCUCUACAUUCUCUGAUGCGUUGCAGGAGGAGCUCAAGGGAUCCGGGGUAAUCGUCCAGUGCGUGAACACGUACUUUGUGGUAUCGAACAUGUCCAAAAUCAAGAGAUCCUCCUUCACGGUGCCCAUACCGGACUCAUAUGUUCGCUCUGUCCUGCGGCACAUCGGUCAAAGCUGUGGUGCAGCGGGUACUGAUCGACCUGCGACGCUCACCGCGUACCCUUCACACGCGAUUGCGGACUAUCUCGUCCACGCAGUCUCAAACGUGUUCAGCAACUCGGUCUUCAUCAGCUACACGCAUUCCCUACACAAAUCGAUCCGCAAGCGGGCCCUAGCCAAAGCGGAACGGGAAUCAAAGAAGGUAACGUAGCUCGAGAGCGGGACGUUACCUUAACGCCGAGCGGCUGCUGCCGAGCCUGCAGAUAUAAUAGCUUCGUAUAGUCGUAUCGUUCUCCACGUGCAUCAUCUUCCACUUGCUGUAUAGCAUUUAGCGUGUUGAUGCCCAUUGUGAUGCCG